AUGGGCCAACACAACCUAACAGUGGUGACUGAAUUCAUUCUAAUGGGACUCACUAAUCGCCAUGAGCUACAGCUUCCACUUUUUGGGGUCUUCCUCUUCAUCUACAUGUCCACAGUGAUGGGCAAUACAGUCCUAAUCAUCUUGACCAAAGUAGACUCUCACCUCCAUACCCCUAUGUAUUUUUUUAUCAGACACUUGGCCUUCAUUGACCUUGGUAAUUCCACUGCCAUUUGUCCCAAGAUGCUGGUCAAUUUUAUUGCAGAGCAAAAUAUCAUUCCCUAUUAUGAAUGUGCCACCCAGCUGACGUUAUUCAUUUUCUUCACUGUCAGUGAACUCUUCAUCCUAUCAGUCAUGGCCUUUGACCGCUAUGUAGCCAUCUGUAAUCCUCUGCUCUACAAUGUCAUCAUGUCGCAAAGACUUUGUCAUGUGCUCAUGGGAACGUCAUACCUCUACAGUGCUUUUCAGGCUCUCUUGUUCACUAUUAAGACUUUUACGUCUGUCUUCUGUGGCUUUAAUGUCAUCAGUCACUUCUACUGUGAUGAGGUUCCCUUGUCAUCUCUGCUCUGCUCUAAUUCACAAGAAGUGGAACUGAUGCUCAUAGUAUUUUCUGCAUUUAAUUUAAUGUCCUCCCUCCUGGUAGUGUUGGUGUCCUAUCUGCUGAUUCUGAUAACUGUAUUUGGAAUGCAUUCUGUUGAGGGCAGGAAAAAAGCAUUCUCCACGUGCGGCUCUCACCUGACAGUGGUCGCUGUGUUCUAUGGGACUUUAUUAUUUAUGUAUGUGCAGCCCAAGUCGGCUCAUUCACAUGAUAAAGACAUACUGACCUCUGUGUUUUACACUUUAGUCAUUCCCAUGCUUAACCCGUUGAUAUACAGCUUACGGAAUAAAGAAGUUAAAAAUGCCUUCAAGAGGGUUUUUAAAAAGAAAAUUAAGAAUUGUAUUCAAUAG
Molecule: messenger RNA, 945 nt
Organism: Elephantulus edwardii (Cape elephant shrew)
Lineage: Eukaryota; Metazoa; Chordata; Mammalia; Macroscelidea; Macroscelididae
Product: olfactory receptor 8K5-like
Exons: 1
Coding region: 1-945 (314 amino acids)
Biological process (GO): G protein-coupled receptor signaling pathway; sensory perception of smell
Cellular component (GO): membrane
Molecular function (GO): odorant binding; olfactory receptor activity; G protein-coupled receptor activity
Source: RefSeq, a predicted model, not a curated record